AUGGGAGAUAUAGUCGACGAGUUCCAGAAUGCCUUUGUUCCAGGCAGACAAAUGGCGGCGGACAACUGUUUCAUCUCACAUGAAAUUACUAAUUGGGUUAGAAAGAAGAAGAAAGGAAAUAGUUUCGCGGGGAUUCUAAAGGUGGACCUGAGCAAAGCUCACGAUAGGAUCAGAUGGGAAUUUGUUGAAAUAAUGCUGCGAAGGAUGAACUUUCCAGAGAUUUGGGUAACUUGGAUCAUGCAAUGUAUUACCACAGUGUCCUACUCAAUAUUGGUGAAUGGAGAACCAUCAAAAGUGUUUCGCCCUUCAGUUGGUCUCAGACAAGGAGAUCCACUCUCCUCAUAUAUAUUUAUCCUGUGUAUGGAGGUACUUUCGCGAAACCUUUCUAAGAUGCAAAAUAACAAGGAGCUAAAUGGUCUGAAAAUAGCAAGAAAUGCGCCAAAAAUUUCCCACUUGUUUUUCACUGAUGAUGCCCUGUUCUUCUUCAAAGCCAACCCCAAAAAUUGUUGGGCCAUAAAAACCGUUCUCGCUACCUUUUGUGAAAAGUCUGGAGAAAAGAUAAAUUUCGAGAAGUCUCAUGUCAUCUUUAGUCCUAAUACUCCGCCAAAGUUCAAGAAGAUCCUCAGGAAGCCUCUGGGAGUGAAGGAUAAAGAUAAAGUAGGAUCCUAUUUAGGAUGCCUGAUGGAAGUCGAUGGGAGAACCACUUCAGUCUUCAAUGACAUUACUACAAAAACUGCAUACAAAAUACUGACUUGGAAAUUCAGCACCCUCUCCCAAGCUGGUAAGCUUAUCCUCAUCAAUACAAUUCUAACCGCUCUAGCCUCCAGCAUUAUCUCUAUUUACCUACUUCCAGUAAAAACCACUAGAAAUAUCACCUCUUUGCUCUUAAAGUUCUGGUGGUCGUCUUCUAUGGAAAAGAAACCGAUUUAUUGGAGGAAACGUGAACUUCUCGAAAAACAUAAAUUUCUAGGGGGUUUGAGCUUUAGGAAUGUGGCUCAUGUGAACAAAGCUUUGCUUUUUAACCAAGCAUGGCGAAUCCACAAAAACAAAGGUUCUCUCAUCCACAAACUGUAUACGGCCAAGUACAAGAAAGACCCAAUUCAGAUGGUCAUGGAUAAUGAAGAGCCAAAGAAUGGGUCUUACGCCUUCCGCAGCCUUUUCCAAGCUAGCAAAGCGUUCAAGGAAGGUCUCUAUAAGAAACUAGGGAAUGGAAGGUCAAUAAGAAUUGACAAUGACAGAUGGCAUGUGAACAUAUCCCCUAAACCUAAAGUCCCGGAAAUUCAUGAGUCGCGGGAAAGGUAUGUUUGGGUUUCUGACCUGAUUGAUCAGAACAAAAAAUGGAAACCGUCUGUUAUAUGGGACCUCUUCCAUACUCGUGAUGCACGAGAAAUCUUCGCCACCCAUAUCCCUCAUCAGGAGAUUGAGGAUGAGAUCGGGUGGACGCAAACCAAAUCUGGGAAUUAUACAGCAAAAUCCGGGUAUUGGUUCCUCAACGAGGGUCAAAGAGAUCAGGUAACACCUUCGAACUCAUGGACCAGAUUAUGGAAAUCGGAUAUAUUUCCAAAAUGGAAGCUUUUUCUUUGGAAAAUAUUCAAUAAGGCUCUACCAACCACUGAUAACCUCGAGAAGAGGAAAAUCAAUGGUAUCAACAACAUUUGUUGUUUGUGCAAACAGCAAUCAGAAUCCCUCGAACACUUGUUCAGUGACUGCCAUCUCUCGCAAAGAAUUUGGAGUUGCUCUUUGGGAAUUGUGGCAACAAACGGAAAUCACCUGAAUCUCCAAGAAUGGAUCAAAAUUUUUUUGAAUCUAUUCAUAAAGAGGAAGAUAGAAGAAGGUCGAAGAGUAGAAAUUGACUUCAUUGCAACUCUGUGGGGUAUUUGGAUUCAUCGAAAUGAAGUCAUUUUUAAGGGUGAGAAUGCAAACCCGAUGAGAAUAAUGUCUAUAAUCAGGGAACAGUCGAUGAGAGCCAGGAAAAUAAGGAAAGACGAAAAUUCAAAUCACAUCAUAGUUACAAGGAUCUCAGGUAAGGUGGAGGAAGGCUCGAGUUCGUUAGAUUGGACAAUAGGAGACAGAACUACAAGUAAUGUGCAAAUAUUAGUUGUAGAUGGAGCUUGGAAGAAGAAAGCGGGUUCAAAUGAAUGGCAAGCAGCAAUUGCUUGGAAGAAUACAAACAAUGAUCCUACAGAAGAAUCAGCGCAUAAAAUCUUUGCUAACUCCCCAACGCAAACAGAAGCUUAUGCAAUACUCAAGGCGAUUUCAGACAUGGCUUGGAGAACCGCAGGGAUAAUAAUACUUUCGGAUAGUCGAGAGGUCAUACUAGCUCUAAGGAACGAGAAAAGCUCAAAUCAAAACAUAGAUGGCAUCAUUAGAGAUAUUAAGAGAAUAGCAGAAGGGUUCAUGUUUGUUUCUUGUAUUAAAGUUUCUAGGUCAGAAGUAAGAUUAGCUCAUAACCUUGCUACACAAGCAAGGAAAAGCUAA
Beta vulgaris subsp. vulgaris (sugar beet) is the source of this 2478-nucleotide messenger RNA. RefSeq lists its product as uncharacterized. The transcript has a single exon. NCBI's taxonomy places the organism in Eukaryota, Viridiplantae, Streptophyta, Magnoliopsida, Caryophyllales, Amaranthaceae. The record is from RefSeq and is a predicted model, not a curated record. The coding region runs from base 1 to 2478 and encodes 825 amino acids. Gene Ontology annotation, molecular function: RNA-DNA hybrid ribonuclease activity; nucleic acid binding.